AAUCUUAUCUGGUUAUUCUAAAUUAACCAAUCACAUCUAUUAAUUCUAACAAAGAGAAGUGCGAUUGGUCAAUUCCGUUCCGGAAUAAUCAGCCGGUUAACUAACUAAAGUUAAUAGAAAUGGACAAACUUAAGUAGUAUAAAGAUUGACCAAUCAUUAUCGAUUAUUAGUAAUAAAGGUUCAAAUUACUAAUGUAAUUGGAGUAUACUUUUAGACUUAAAAGAAAAUAUAUUUGUCUCUAAUUUAUUGCACCAGUUGAACAGUGCAGUUAUAAAAAAACAGGCCAAAGAACAGAUCUAAGUUACCGACAGAAGUAUUUGUAUUUGUUAUAUCUCAACGUUGGUUUUAAUUUAAUUAUCUAUCAAAUAGUAUAAACGAGUUGAUUAUGGAGAUCCAGCCACUAAAAACACCCGAAAAACCACCGCCAUAUUCUGUCGCGACGGCUCCAGCAGUAGUAAAUUCAUCAUGGCAACCACCUCCUGGAUACUAUGCUAGCAAUAAUGAAACUAAUCAUCAAGGAAACUAUAUUCCAUCAUAUGGUGCUACACAUUCUACGACAGUAAUUGUACCGGAAAUUAUUUUGGUUGGUGGCUGUCCUGCUUGCAGAGUAGGUGUGAUGGAAGAUGACUAUACAUUUCUUGGCCUGCUUUGUGCAAUUCUCUUCUUUCCCAUUGGACUUAUUUGCUGUAUGUUGUUGAAGACAAAACGUUGCUCAAAUUGUGGUGCUUAUUUUGGCUAAUUCAAAACAACAAUCGUUCUUAUACUUUCAUAUAAACAAUAAUUCCAUUUUAAAUAGAUUGAAAAUCAAAUUCAGAUGUUAAUAAUCAGUUAAUUAAUUUUGUAAGUGUAUGAAUAAUGUUUAGUUAGAAUAUGUAUGUAUAUGUAUUUUAUUACUUUAGCUUACAUGCCAAGAAAGGAUGUUAGAAUAAUAUAUUUUUAUAGUAGAAUAUGUCUAUAUAUGUGUGUGUAUAUGUACAAAGGAAAUUUAAGGUAAAUAGAAAACACGGGAGCAAUAAAUCAAACUGGCAAUAAUA
This is a messenger RNA of Odontomachus brunneus, 1034 nucleotides long. Its product is annotated as brain protein I3. The transcript has 3 exons. Lineage: Eukaryota; Metazoa; Arthropoda; Insecta; Hymenoptera; Formicidae. The record is from RefSeq and is a predicted model, not a curated record. The coding region runs from base 386 to 739 and encodes 117 amino acids.